AUGUACAUGGUCUACAUCCGACCGCUGACGGAUCGCUGGGAGGCGGAUAGAUGGGAGCUAUAUGGCAAGAUGGCACCGCCGAGCGACUUUAUCUGGCAUAACGAGACGGGGCCAUGGGAGAGCAGUCGAUCACGCUCUAAGACUGGCGCCAUAUCGCUAUCGCUAUCAGCAAGAAGCAUGCUCGCGACCGGGGGGCCGCUCGGGCAGACUUUGAGGACGGCGACGACGAUGACGAGUCGGAGUACCGCCAACUAUGGUGUCACGAUCGAUGUGCUGAAGCGCUUGACGGCCGAGUCUCUGGACAUAUUCGGGCAGGUGAGCCGUCGUUGGCACAAGUUCCUCGGCUGCGACGCGCAGCAGCAAUCGGCCUUGGAGCCGCCGCUGUUAACUUCGUCCUCGAAGCGCAAGGGUGCGGCCGAGUCUGGCGGCGAGGAGAAGAAGUGCUACCCUCCCCGGAAGCGGGCUAAGAUCGCCUCGCUCGAGACGCUAAGGGCAGUUUCGGUCACCCCAGCAAGAAGAGGCCGUCAGGUUGGCCGCGGCGAAGCAGAGCCCGCUGGUUGCCGUGCUGCUAACGGGCGGCGGGAAGAGCUUGGUCUUUAUGGUCCCGGCUAUGCUAGCAGGUGCAGGCGUGACCAUCGUGGUGGCUCCGUUCGCCGAGUUGAAGAGGCAGCUGGUCACACGCUGCGUCGAUGCCGGCCUAGACUGCAAGUCCUGGCCCGAGGCGCGUGA
Molecule: messenger RNA, 729 nt
Organism: Fusarium vanettenii 77-13-4
Lineage: Eukaryota; Fungi; Ascomycota; Sordariomycetes; Hypocreales; Nectriaceae
Exons: 4
Coding region: 1-729 (242 amino acids)
Source: RefSeq, a predicted model, not a curated record